This is a messenger RNA of Periconia digitata, 1395 nucleotides long. NCBI's taxonomy places the organism in Eukaryota, Fungi, Ascomycota, Dothideomycetes, Pleosporales, Periconiaceae. The record is from the annotation of a GenBank genome assembly.
UUCAUCCUCAUCAUGUUUCCCUCAAUUGCUCGCAGUCUGCUGUUUAUCAGUCUCGUGGCUGCUCAAACAGUCACUUACCAAGCAGAAUCUGCUACUUUGACAGGCGUUACGGUAGGCACAUCUGUCGCUGGUUUCACAGGGACGGGCUACGUAGAGGGCUUUGACACUGAAGGCGACUCCAUUACAUUCGCCAUCAACAGCACGAAAUCACAACUCUACGAUCUUCAUGUGAUUUACAACGGCCCCUAUGGUGAUAAAUAUACAAACGUCGUUCUCAACAACCUGGCCGGCUCGCAAGUCUUCCUACCCGCAACAACGGCAUGGACAACAGUCUCCGCGGGUCAGGUCCUCUUGAACGCAGGCUCCAACACUAUCCAGAUCCAAAACAACUGGGGAUGGUAUCUCAUAGACGCCAUCACCCUCGCGCCUUCAGCUGAACGUGCCCCUCACAAUGUCACCACAACCCCUAUCAACCCGAAUGCCAACGCCCCCGCCAAAAGCCUUCUCAAAUAUCUCGGCAGCGUUUACGGUAAGAACAUCCUCUCCGGUCAGCAAGACCCAGCCUCCCUCGAAUGGGUCACACAGAACGUGGGCAAGACUCCUGCGAUUCUCGGCGUCGACAUGAUGGACUACACUGAAUCGCGCAUGGCGUACGGUGCGAGAUCCACGGACGUCGAAAAGGCCCUCGAAUUCGCAAAGCGCGGCGGCAUCAUCACCUUCGUGUGGCACUGGGGUGCUCCCACGGGUCUAUACGACACCGCCGAGCAGCCUUGGUACAGCGGAUUCUACACCAGAGCGACCGACUUCAAUAUCGAGACCGCGCUGGCGGAUACCACGAACGCGAACUACACUUUGCUGAUCAAGGACAUCGACACAAUUGCGGUGCAGCUGUUGAAGCUGCAGGAUGCGGGCGUGCCGGUGCUAUGGCGACCUCUGCACGAAGCGGAAGGGGCUUGGUUUUGGUGGGGAGCGAAGGGUCCCGAGCCCGCAAAGAAGCUGUGGGAUAUCUUGUACGAGAGGCUGACGAACCACCAUGGAUUGAACAAUUUGAUCUGGGUGUGGAAUUCGGUGAACGCGGACUGGUAUCCUGGAAACGACAAGGUCGAUCUCGUCAGUGCGGACACGUACGCGCAGGGUGAUCACGGGCCCAUCUCAGCGACAUACAACAACCUCCUUGCGCUCGCGGACGAUACGAAGAUUAUCGCCGCGGCCGAAGUCGGCUCCGUACCCGAUCCUGCUCAACUUCAAGCCUACCAAGCUGACUGGGUAUACUUCUGCGUCUGGACAGGCGAGUACAUAGAUGGAGGAUCUUGGAACAGUUUGGAUUUCUUGAAAGAGACGUAUAACUCCGAGUAUGUCCUUACUCUAGAUGAGAUCCAAGGUUGGGCGGAUUGA